AUGUCCCCUCACACCCCCGCGGACGGACACACACUCCCCCCUCGACUGCGCGGCCCCCCGUCACCCGCCUGCAACCCGGCCGAGCGGACGCGCGUCCCGGACUGCCGCUCCCGCGCCCUUCGCCUCCCCGCCCGCCCCACUCACUGGCUCCUGCCCCAGGCAGGGGCUCCGCUGGCCGCGGCCGGAGCAAGACCCGGGUACCAGCCGCCGCGGCCGCCGGCGCCGCCGCACAAUAUGGCGAGCCUCGGCUUCCGCAAUGGAGCUCGGGAAAUACAACAGGGGCCGCUCAAUAUUCAUGAGAGACUGAGGGGAAGCCGGCUCGGCCGGCGCUGCGGGGAGGGCGGGAAGGAGCGAGCGAGCGAGGGGCGGAGGCGCGGGACGAGAACGUGCACGGCGCGGGCAGGCCCGCGGCGUGAGGGAGGGUGCGCCGCCGCGUGUUGGCCUGAGGAACCCGAGCCGCCGCCCCGCCCCGAGCCGGCCGACCACGCCCCCCGGGCGCCCACCGCUGCCCGACGCAGCCCCCAGGCUAUGCCGGGAAGACGGCGCCGCCACUUCGUCGUGGUCAACGUUCUGCUUGGUCUCUUCUGCCCUGGCUUCGGCCCACCCAGUACGCCUUCCUGGCCGGGUUCUGGGGUUUGGUCUGAGACUUCUUUCUCGCUGAAGUGCAAUGGCAUGAUCUCGGCUCACUACAAUCUCUGCCUCCCCAGUUCAAGCAAUUCUGCUUUCUCAGACUCCUGAGUAACUGAGAUUACAGAGAUGGGGUUUCACCAUAUUUGCCAGACUGGUCUCCAACUCCCGACCUCAAGUGAUCUGCCUGCCUCGGCCUCCCAAAGUGCUAGGAUUAUAGGCGUGAGCCACCAUGCCUGGCC
Callithrix jacchus (white-tufted-ear marmoset) is the source of this 869-nucleotide messenger RNA. The record is from RefSeq and is a predicted model, not a curated record. Lineage: Eukaryota; Metazoa; Chordata; Mammalia; Primates; Cebidae.